UGGUGUGGCGUCUCGGCGUUGUGAGAAUUCUCUGUUUUUCCUAUAAGUUUCACUUGAUAUCCCAUAUCUUAAAACAAAACACAUAAUUCUUCUUUGUUUUUUCGUAAAUUGAUUCACUGGUUAUGCUUAGUUUCUCAUUAUAGAGACCAAUAACAACAAGACCCAGAUUCAGAUUUUGCUUCGUUUUGUUAGGGGAUUGCGAUGGCUGCUAGUAUAGCUUAUAUAGGUGGCCAUUUGCAAUAUGGGGUGAACUUUUGCAAGGGGCAAAGUUAUAAACAAGCUGUCUGGGUUCCUGGUGUCAUAUUCAAUGGAUGCCUUCAAAGAGAACUCUCAUGGUCAUGUGGGGUGUCCAAGUUUCUGCAGAUCCGUCAGUGUAAUUUGUUUCGAUCUCCGUCGAACAAAAAAUCGAAGUCCUUUAGGACACUCGCCACUUCGGCUUACUUGAGAGAUGGUACAACAAAGUAUUUCGAUUUUGCUGUCAUUGGCAGUGGAGUUGCAGGACUUCGCUACGCCCUUGAAGUUGCGAAACAUGGAUCCGUUGCAGUGAUCACCAAGGCUGAGCCUCAUGAGAGUAAUACGAACUAUGCACAAGGUGGUGUUAGUGCUGUGCUGUGCCCUUCUGAUUCCAUUGAGAGUCACAUGCAGGAUACAAUUGUAGCAGGAGCUUACCUCUGUGAUGAGGAGACUGUUAAAAUUGUCUGUACCGAAGGACCCGAUAGAAUCCGAGAAUUGAUUGCAAUGGGGGCUUCAUUUGACCAUGGUGAGGAUGGAAAUUUGCAUCUAGCAAGGGAGGGGGGCCAUUCUCAUCACCGAAUUGUUCAUGCUGCUGACAUGACUGGGCGAGAGAUUGAACGGGCUCUACUCGAGGCAGUCAUCAACGAUCCCAAUAUUUCUGUUUUCAAACACCAUUUUGCAAUCGAUUUACUUACUUGUCAGGAUGGUUUGGACACUGUUUGUCAUGGUGUUGAUGCUUUAAAUACUGAAACACAAGAGGUUGUCCGCUUCAUUUCUAAGGUAACUUUACUCGCAUCUGGUGGUGCAGGACAUAUCUAUCCAUCAACAACGAAUCCUCUGGUGGCGACUGGGGAUGGGAUGGCCAUGGCACAUCGAGCUCAAGCUGUGAUUUCAAACAUGGAAUUUGUGCAGUUUCACCCAACAGCCUUGGCUGAUGAAGGUCUUCCUAUCAAGCCGAAGAAAACUCGAGAAAACGCAUUUCUUAUUACUGAAGCUGUAAGAGGUGAUGGAGGCAUCCUCUACAAUUUAAGCAUGGAACGGUUUAUGCCCUUGUAUGAUGGGAGGGCUGAGCUUGCUCCAAGGGAUGUGGUGGCAAGAAGUAUCGACGAUCAACUCAAAAAGCGCAAUGAGAACUAUGUGCUGCUUGAUAUAAGUCAUAAACCGAGAGAAAAGAUUCUCUCCCACUUCCCAAACAUUUCUAAUGAAUGCCUCCAGCAUGGCCUCGAUAUAACUCGGCAGCCAAUUCCUGUGGUUCCUGCUGCCCAUUACAUGUGUGGAGGAGUCCGUGCUGGACUCCAAGGAGAGACGAACGUGCACGGCUUGUAUGUAGCUGGUGAGGUCGCAUGCACAGGCUUGCAUGGAGCAAAUAGACUCGCUAGCAAUUCAUUACUUGAGGCUUUAGUUUUCGCACGAAGAGCUGUCCAGCCCUCAAUCGAUCACAUGAAGAGUUCUAAUCUAGAUCUCAGAGCUUCGGAUUUGUGGACCCUACCCUUGGUCCCGAAAUCACUUGGAAGUGAUGUGAUGCACAAAAUACUGAGGACGACAAAGGAAGUGAGGAAAGAACUACAAUCAGUAAUGUGGAAAUAUGUCGGGAUUGUCCGAUCGACAAGAAGACUACAAGAAGCCGAGCAAAAAAUCGGCGAGUUGGAGGCCAAAUGGGAAACAUACUUAUUCGAGCACGGGUGGCAGCAAACAAUGGUGGCACACGAGGCUUGUGAAAUGAGGAACCUCUUUUGUUGUGCAAAGCUUGUGUUGAACAGUGCUCUCGCAAGGCAUGAGAGCCGUGGACUUCACUACAUGAUCGAUUUUCCUCAUUUGGAGGAAAGUAAGAGGUUACCAACGGUGAUUUUCCCGAGUUCCGGUACAACGAGUACGUGGAGUUCACGACAACUACACCAGCAUUCGACAUGUUAAUCCAUGAUCUGGUUAUUCCAUCAUAGCCUAUCAUAUAUCAUUGAAAAACCUCUGGAAAGGAAAUAGAUCUUCCAUUAUAUCAUAUUUGGGACAGCUUUAAAGAAAAGCUAAGGCUGUCCCUGUUCUUAUUUCACCCAUUUUAACUGUCUGAUUCAUUCCUGUAGAAAUAAAGAAGUUUUCUUCCCAGUUUCAGAAUGAUUGCAUGUAUAUCAUGUUGGGAUUGAAAGCUGCCUGUUCUUCUGGUAACCGUUGAACUGAAAUUAAAAUAUUAGGCAUACUGAAGCAAGAACAUGUUACAUUGUCGGCAGUCUGUACCUGCCUAGAAAGCUUCACGUCUCGAACUGUAUGGACAAGGACGCUAUUUGAUGUCAUGACAUUGACUUGUGGGUUUUAUCA
Messenger RNA from Hibiscus syriacus, 2544 nucleotides. Its product is annotated as L-aspartate oxidase, chloroplastic-like. The record is from RefSeq and is a predicted model, not a curated record. The transcript has 8 exons. Bases 202 to 2148 code for a protein of 648 amino acids. Gene Ontology annotation, molecular function: L-aspartate oxidase activity. Gene Ontology annotation, biological process: NAD+ biosynthetic process. Lineage: Eukaryota; Viridiplantae; Streptophyta; Magnoliopsida; Malvales; Malvaceae.